This is a messenger RNA of Nanorana parkeri, 3675 nucleotides long. It is a transcript of the gene UBA1, whose product is annotated as ubiquitin like modifier activating enzyme 1. Gene Ontology annotation, molecular function: ubiquitin activating enzyme activity. Gene Ontology annotation, cellular component: cytoplasm; nucleus. The transcript is spliced from 26 exons. Gene Ontology annotation, biological process: DNA damage response; ubiquitin-dependent protein catabolic process; protein ubiquitination. NCBI's taxonomy places the organism in Eukaryota, Metazoa, Chordata, Amphibia, Anura, Dicroglossidae. Bases 89 to 3367 code for a protein of 1092 amino acids. The record is from RefSeq and is a predicted model, not a curated record.
CUCAGCCCCCCGCCUGCCCCCAUCGGUGCUGCGUGACGUCAUCGGCGUGAGCCGGUCUUGUGAAGUCACACUGCGCGACGCGGGAGAGAUGGAGCACCGGCUGGCGAGGGAAGCCGAGCAUUCAUUGUGUGAUCGCCGUUCUCAAGGAGAGGAAAGAAAAGAGGAGAGGUCCAGCUCGCCGCUGUCCAAGAAGCGACGUGUGGCCAUAUCGGAAACAGAUUCAAGUACGGGUUCAACUACAAGUUCAAGUAGCUCCUCCACAGUUUAUGUGAGCACAGCAGCGGAACUGCCAGCCAACGGAAUGGCUCGAAACAACAGUGAAGCAGAGAUUGAUGAGGGUCUCUAUUCCCGUCAGCUCUACGUCUUGGGCCAUGAGGCGAUGAAGCGAAUGCAAAACGCCAAUGUUCUCAUCUCAGGGAUGGGCGGCCUCGGCAUUGAGAUAGCCAAGAAUAUUAUCUUGGGAGGAGUGAAGUCCGCCACCAUCCAUGACCAAGCAAAUGCUGAAUGGAGGGACCUUUCCUCUCAGUUCUAUCUCCGAGAGGGAGACAUCGGUAAAAACAGAGCAGAGGUUUGUCUUACAAGUCUGGUUGAGCUGAACCGUUAUGUGGCUGUAUCCGCCUCCACCAAGCCCUUGAGUGAUGACUUACUUUCCAGCUUUCAGUUGGUGAUCCUCACAGACUCCACUUUGGAGGAGCAGCUUCGAGUGGGCGACUUCUGUCACAGUCAUGGUAUCAAGUAUAUUGUGGCCGACACUAGGGGCCUUUUUGGACAGCUGUUUUGUGACUUUGGGAAUGACUUUGUUGUGCUGGAUCCUAACGGAGAGCAACCACUGAGCGCCAUGAUUUCAAUGAUAACAAAGGAUAGUAACGGUGUUGUCACCUGUCUGGAUGAGGCUCGUCACGGCUUUGAAAGUGGUGACUUUGUUACCUUUACAGAAAUACAAGGCAUGACAGAGCUGAACAGCUGCAAGCCUGUGGAGAUCAAAGUACUAGGGCCUUACACAUUCAGCAUCUGCGACACAACCGGUUUCUCAGAUUAUGUCCGUGGGGGAAUUGUCAGCCAAGUCAAGAUGCCUAAAAAGUUUGUCUUUAAACCCAUGCGGGAGUCCAUCCAGGAACCAGAGUUUCUUAUCACUGACUUUGCCAAGUUUGACCGCCCGUCCCAAUUGCACCUAGGUUUCCAAGGCCUGCAUGCCUUCCAGAAGAAGCAUGGCCGACUUCCGAAGCCUCGUAAUGAGGCUGAUGCAAAUGAAGUCUUGACUAUUACCAAAGACAUUAAUCAGCACUUAAACGGAUCUGCAAAGCAGGAAGAGCUUAAAGAGGAUCUGCUGAAAAAAUUAUCCUUCCAAGCCAUUGGAAACCUCGCCCCUGUGAAUGCUUUCAUUGGGGGGCUUGCUGCACAGGAGGCCAUGAAGGCACUUUCAGGGAAGUUUAUGCCAGUUAUGCAGUGGUUGUACUUUGAUGCCUUAGAGUGUUUGCCAGACGAAAAAGAUGAUAAUUCCGUAUUGACCGAGGAAAACUGCAGCCUUAAAAACAACCGCUAUGAUGGACAGAUAGCCGUGUUUGGGUCUGAGUUGCAGGAGAAGCUUGGAAAACAGAAAUAUUUCUUGGUCGGUGCUGGUGCCAUCGGUUGUGAGCUGCUGAAAAACUUUGCUAUGAUUGGUUUGGGGGCUGGAGAAGGUGGAGAGAUCACGGUCACUGACAUGGACACCAUAGAAAAGUCUAACCUGAACAGACAAUUCCUCUUUAGAACAUGGGAUGUUACGAAAAUGAAAUCUGAAACUGCAGCGCAGGCAGUCAAACACAUGAAUCCUGACUUGCACAUCACUGCACACCAGAAUCGUGUGGGCCCAGACACAGAGAAAGUUUAUGACGAUGAUUUCUUUGAAGCACUGGAUGGUGUGGCCAAUGCACUUGACAAUGUGGAUGCCAGGAUGUACAUGGACCGUCGUUGUGUCUACUACCGCAAACCGCUUCUGGAGUCUGGAACGUUAGGAACAAAAGGGAACGUCCAAGUUGUCAUACCGUUCAUCACAGAAUCCUACAGCUCAAGUCAGGACCCCCCAGAGAAGUCUAUACCCAUUUGUACCCUGAAGAACUUUCCAAAUGCUAUCGAGCACACAUUACAGUGGGCUCGGGAUGAGUUUGAAGGCCUCUUCAAGCAACCUGGAGACAAUGCCAAUCAAUAUUUAACAGAUCAAAAGUUCAUGGAAAGGACCUUGAAGCUGCCAGGCUCUCAACCGCUUGAGGUGAUCGAAGCUGUUUACAAAAGCUUAGUCACAGACCGGCCUAAGAAUUGGACAGACUGCGUGUCCUGGGCUUUUAAUCAUUGGCACACUCAGUACUCCAAUAACAUUCGUCAGCUGCUGCACAAUUUCCCCCCAGACCAGCUGACCUCAUCUGGUGCUCCUUUCUGGUCCGGCCCCAAAAGAUGUCCCCAUCCUUUAGUUUUUAGUGGAAACAAUUCCUUGCACUUGGAUUACAUCAUGGCAGCUGCUAGCCUCUUGGCAGAGACAUAUGGUGUCAGCCGAUCCAUGGACAGACCUGCUGUGCUAGAGAUUCUAAAAAAUAUGAAAGUGACAGAGUUUACACCCAAAUCCGGGGUCAAAAUUCAUGUGUCGGACCAAGAGAUGCAAAAUGCACAUGCUUCCCUAGAUGACAGUCGUCUGGAGGAGCUGAAAAACGGUCUACCCCUACCAGAAAGUCUUUCUGGGUUCAAAAUGUUUCCUGUUGAAUUUGAAAAGGACGAUGACGCCAACUUCCAUAUGGACUUCAUUGUAGCUGCUUCUAAUCUGCGGGCAGAGAACUACGACAUCCCACCUGCAGAUCGCCACAAGAGCAAAUUGAUAGCAGGGAAGAUCAUCCCAGCCAUUGCUACAACCACAGCCGCAGUGGUGGGCCUGGUGUGUCUAGAGCUCUACAAGAUCAUUCAGGGACACAAGAAGCUGGAAACCUACAAGAAUGGAUUCAUGAACCUGGCUUUGCCUUUCUUUGGCUUCUCUGAGCCCAUCGCUGCCCCUAGGCACAAGUACUACGAGCAUGAGUGGACUUUGUGGGACAGGUUUGAGGUGAAAGGCAUUCAAGACAAUGGGGAGGAAAUGACACUGAAGCAGUUCCUGGACUAUUUUAAGAAUGAACACAAGCUUGAAAUCACAAUGUUGUCCCAGGGGGUCUCCAUGCUCUACUCGUUCUUCAUGCAAGCUGCCAAGCUAAAGGAGCGUCUCAAGCUACCGAUGACUGAAAUUGUGACUAAAGUGUCAAAGAAGAAGAUUGGGAAACACGUUAAAGCUCUGGUGUUCGAACUGUGCUGUAAUGAUGAUCUUGGAGAAGAUGUGGAGGUCCCUUACGUGCGUUACACCAUCCGCUGAACAGAGAAGACUGGUUCUUAUGCAUACAUCGGGGGAUUUGAGGCAGCAUGGAAAAAGGGCACACUACCCCAUUACCCCCUCUAGGAGUGCCCAUUUUAGGCUUGGUCUGCUUCCUCUUGAUGUACCCAAAUUCAUUGGCCCAAGAAGCGCCAGCCUGCAACACAUUCUGUUCCAUGUCCUUGUCUCGUUAACUUGUUUCAUUAUCUUGUUUUGUUAGCUGUUUAGUGCACACAUUUGCUUAGUGUUUCUAAACCCAAGACUUUUAGUUCUGGAUGGAGUGGGGAAUGGUUAGAACCUUUUUGUCAUGU